AUGAGGAUUACUUACUUGCAGCUCGUCUGGUUGUUUACGGGUUUAUGGGGACCGGCCAUGGGGGCUUUCCCGAGCAGCGUUCAGAUUGGUGGGCUGUUCCUGAGGAACACAGAUCAGGAGUACACUGCGUUUCGUCUGGCCAUUUUUCUCCACAACACGAGUCCUAACGCUACAGAGGCUCCAUUUAAUCUUGUUCCUCACGUUGACAAUAUAGAGACAGCCAACAGCUUUGCCGUCACUAAUGCCUUCUGUUCUCAGUACUCGCGGGGUGUGUUUGCGAUUUUCGGGCUGUACGAUAAGCGCUCUGUACACACACUCACGUCAUUCUGCAGUGCUCUGCACAUCUCCCUCGUGACGCCCAGUUUUCCGUCUGAAGGAGAGAGUCAGUUUGUCCUGCAGCUCCGUCCCUCCAUCCGUGGCGCUCUCCUCAGCCUGCUCGACCACUACGACUGGAAUCGGUUUGUCUUCCUCUACGACACAGACAGGGGAUACGCGAUCCUCCAGGCCAUCAUGGAGCGAGCAGGGCAGAACAGUUGGCAGGUCAGCGCGAUCUGCGUGGAGAACUUUAAUGAUGCCAGUUACCGCCGACUUCUAGAAGACCUGGACCGAAGACAGGAGAAAAAAUUUGUUAUCGACCUAGAGGCAGAAAGACUCCAGAACAUUCUAGAGCAGAUCGUGAGUGUGGGAAAACAUGUCAAAGGCUACCAUUACAUCUUAGCGAACCUGGGUUUUAAGGACAUUUCCCUGGAGCGGUUUAUGCAUGGUGGUGCCAACGUGACUGGUUUUCAGUUGGUGGACUUCAGUAAACCAAUGGUGCUCAAACUGAUGCAACGCUGGAACAAACUGGACCAGAGGGAGUACCCUGGCUCUGAGAGUCCUCCCAAGUACACAUCCUCUCUGACAUAUGACGGUGUCCUGGUGAUGGCCGAGGCUUUCCGGAAUCUCCGCCGUCAGAAGAUCGAUAUUUCCCGUCGUGGGAAUGCUGGCGACUGCCUGGCCAAUCCUGCAGCUCCAUGGAACCAGGGGAUUGAUAUGGAACGUACUCUCAAACAGGUUCGUAUCCAGGGACUCACUGGGAACAUUCAGUUUGAUCACUAUGGACGCAGAGUCAACUACACCAUGGAUGUGUUUGAGUUAAAAAGCAACGGACCCCGCAAAAUCGGCUACUGGAACGACAUGGACAGGCUGGUACUGGUUCAGAACGAACUGUCACUGGGCAAUGACAGCUCAGGUCUGGAAAACAGGACAGUCAUCGUUACCACCAUCAUGGAGGGGCCAUAUGUGAUGCUGAAGAAGAGCUGGGAGCUGUAUGAGGGGAAUGAUCGCUAUGAGGGAUACUGUGUGGAUCUGGCCUCAGAGAUCGCUAAACACAUCGGCAUCAAGUACAAAAUCUCCAUCGUCCCUGACGGCAAGUACGGAGCCAGAGACCCAGAGACCAAGAUCUGGAACGGCAUGGUCGGGGAGCUGGUGUACGGGAAAGCGGAGAUCGCGGUAGCGCCAUUAACAAUAACACUGGUUCGGGAGGAGGUGAUUGAUUUUUCCAAACCCUUUAUGAGUUUGGGCAUCUCAAUCAUGAUUAAAAAACCUCAGAAGUCCAAACCGGGGGUCUUCUCCUUCCUGGACCCCCUGGCCUACGAGAUCUGGAUGUGUAUCGUGUUUGCCUAUAUCGGUGUGAGCGUGGUGCUUUUCCUCGUCAGCCGCUUCAGCCCAUACGAGUGGCACACGGAGGAGCCGGAAGAGGGCACCGACGGUGUGCCCAGUGACCAGCCCCCCAACGAGUUCGGCAUCUUCAACAGCCUGUGGUUCUCUCUGGGAGCCUUCAUGCAGCAGGGCUGUGACAUCUCACCCAGGUCUCUGUCUGGGCGGAUUGUUGGAGGGGUGUGGUGGUUUUUCACCCUCAUCAUCAUCUCGUCCUACACAGCCAACUUAGCUGCCUUCCUCACCGUGGAGAGGAUGGUCUCUCCCAUCGAGAGCGCCGAGGACCUGGCCAAGCAGACGGAGAUCGCCUACGGAACACUCGACUCUGGCUCCACCAAAGAGUUCUUCAGGAGGUCAAAGAUCGCUGUGUAUGAGAAGAUGUGGAGUUACAUGAAGUCAGCUGAGCCCACCGUUUUCACCAAGACCACGGCUGAGGGUGUGGCACGUGUGCGGAAAUCGAAAGGCAAAUACGCCUUUCUGCUGGAGUCCACAAUGAAUGAGUACACAGAGCAACGCAAGCCCUGCGACACAAUGAAAGUGGGAGGCAACUUGGACUCCAAAGGAUACGGAGUGGCCACGCCCAAAGGCUCACAGUUAAGAACGCCGGUUAACCUGGCCGUUUUGAAACUGAGUGAAGCAGGCGUCUUAGACAAACUGAAAAACAAAUGGUGGUACGAUAAAGGAGAAUGUGGACCAAAGGAUUCGGGAAGUAAGGAUAAGAGUUCUCAGGCCCUGAGUCUCAGUAACGUGGCAGGGGUCUUCUACAUCCUGGUGGGGGGGCUGGGUUUGGCCAUGCUCGUCGCCCUCGUAGAGUUCUGUUACAAGUCUCGAGCGGAGGCCAAGCGAUUGAAGCUCACCUUCACUGAAGCCAUGCGAAACAAGGCCCGGCUGUCAAUCACGGGCAGCGUAGGGGAGAAUGGGCGUGUCCUAACCCCUGACUGCCCCAAGGCAGUCCUCUCUGGCCCCUCCCUCCGACAUGGUUCUGGAUUGGCGGUGGUCUCCUCGGAACUCCCAUGA
Molecule: messenger RNA, 2715 nt
Organism: Chanos chanos (milkfish)
Lineage: Eukaryota; Metazoa; Chordata; Actinopteri; Gonorynchiformes; Chanidae
Gene: gria4a
Product: glutamate receptor, ionotropic, AMPA 4a
Exons: 16
Coding region: 1-2715 (904 amino acids)
Biological process (GO): monoatomic ion transport
Cellular component (GO): membrane
Molecular function (GO): ligand-gated monoatomic ion channel activity; signaling receptor activity
Source: RefSeq, a predicted model, not a curated record